Molecule: messenger RNA, 1272 nt
Organism: Sitodiplosis mosellana (orange wheat blossom midge)
Lineage: Eukaryota; Metazoa; Arthropoda; Insecta; Diptera; Cecidomyiidae
Product: procathepsin L-like
Exons: 3
Coding region: 117-1127 (336 amino acids)
Biological process (GO): immune response
Cellular component (GO): lysosome
Molecular function (GO): cysteine-type endopeptidase activity
Source: RefSeq, a predicted model, not a curated record
UUCAAACGUUCAGUAUUGGGUCACCGGCCGAAUAAGCAAAACCCAUUUUUUUUUGUCAUUGAUAACGGUGAUUCUUGUAGUGAUUUAAUAAGAAAAAAAAAGACUGAAUUUAAACGAUGCACAAAACUCUGGUUCUAUUUUUUGGACUGACCGUAGCAAACGCAGUAACAAUUAUAGAGGAAAAUGAUUGGGAACAUUUUAAGGUACAAUAUUCAAAGAGUUACGCUGCAGAUGAAGAACACCAAUUUCGUAUGACAACUUUUCUACAAAACCGAAACAAAAUCGCUGAGCACAACAAAUUGUUCAAUGAAGGUCAUGUUUUGUUCAAAAUGGGCUUGAAUGAAUACAGCGAUAUGACAACCGAAGAGUUCGCAGCCAUAAUGAAUGGACACAAACCGACUGAUAGCUUUAAGUCACUCAAAUUCAAAAAUGCAACUGGUAAAUACCACAACAAAAUCCAUCAUUACGAAUUGCCAAGAUCGAUUGACUGGAGAAAGAAAGGAGCUGUGACCGGAGUGAAAAACCAAGGACGUUGUGGUUCAUGCUGGUCAUUUUCGGCCAUUGGCGCAUUGGAAGGUCAACACUUCCGUAAAACGGGUGUUUUAGUGUCAUUAUCGGAGCAAAACCUUAUCGACUGUUCGGCUUCAUACGGAAACAAUGGCUGCAACGGUGGCAAUAUUGAACAAUCCUUUGAAUAUAUUAAACAAAAUCAUGGAAUUGAUACCGAAAAAUCGUAUCCAUACAAAGGCCGAAAUGAUAAAUGUCGAUAUAAUCGGAAAAACUCGGGUGCAACCGAUCGUGGUUAUGUGAAUAUUGCACCGGGCAAUGAGAAGAAAUUGCAAGAUGCGAUUGCUUCCAUUGGACCAAUUGCCGUCGCAAUUGAUGCUUCACACUUUUCAUUUCAACAUUAUCGAAGUGGCAUUUACUAUGAACCGAAGUGCAGUCCGCGUGCUUUAAACCAUGCCGUUCUGGUAGUGGGCUAUGGAGUAGAUGAUCAUGGUCAUGAGUAUUAUAUUGUCAAGAAUUCGUGGGACAAAUCGUGGGGAGAUGGUGGUUACAUUAAAAUGGCUCGCAAUCGUCACAAUAACUGUGGUAUUGCCACAGAUGCUUCCUAUCCACUGGUUUGAAAAAGAUUCUUUCGGAAAAUGUAGUUAACAUGUUUAACUUUCAAAUUUAACUAAACAUACUCAUAGCAAACAAUAGAUCUGAUUGCAUUAUAAGAUGUCAAAUGAAAAAAUGUCAAUAAAGUCAACUUUAAUAACUUUAAACAUA